Molecule: messenger RNA, 1287 nt
Organism: Dufourea novaeangliae
Lineage: Eukaryota; Metazoa; Arthropoda; Insecta; Hymenoptera; Halictidae
Gene: SerRS-m
Product: serine--tRNA ligase, mitochondrial
Exons: 4
Coding region: 4-1287 (427 amino acids)
Biological process (GO): mitochondrial seryl-tRNA aminoacylation
Cellular component (GO): mitochondrion
Molecular function (GO): serine-tRNA ligase activity; tRNA binding; ATP binding
Source: RefSeq, a predicted model, not a curated record
AAAAUGUGGUUUAAGAAGGGAUUAAAUCAGCUUGUUAGGAAUCAACGAUUUUAUAUGUGUACCUUGCCUCAAAAACGAUCUACAGAAAAUAAUGUUAACUCAGUGCAGCAAAUGCCACAACCUGAAUAUAACAUCAAUUUUUUAUGUAAUCCUUCUAAUAGAAAUGUGAUUCGUAAUAAUAUAAUCGCAAGGAAAGGUAUUGGAAAUAUCGACAAAGUACUUGAGCUUUCACAGAAACCAGAGUUAAAAGAAUCUUUUUUACACGAGUUAAAUAAAAUACCAAAUCAGACAGAUCCAACUGUAUUAUCAUAUGGUAAUGAACCACGGGUGCUACAAAAAUGUGGAUAUAAACCAGAAUUUGAUUUUGAGCCCAAAGAAUUUUCAGAGCUGGUUACAAAAUUAAAAUUAUUAAAAACUCAAUCUUUAGGUCCUUUAAUAGGACAAAGAGGAUACAUAUUUGUAGGAGAUUUGGCAGAAUUGGAAGAAGCAUUGGUUCAUUACACAAUUAAACAACUAAUGAAUUAUGGCUUUAAACUUAUUUCAGUACCUGAUAUUAUUCCUACUAAGGUUAUAGAAAGAUGUGGAUUGAUAUCAGAUAAUGGACGGACUCUUGUAUAUACUUUAAAUCCAUCUUAUGGAGACGAUUACAGUUUGUCUGGAACAGCAGAAAUGUCAUUAGCUUAUAAAGUUAUGAAUAGUACAUUUUGCAGUGCAGAGUUGCCUUUAAAAUUAGCUGCUGUAAGCAGAUGUUUCAGAGCGGAAACAUCUCGUAUGGCAGAAGAAAGGGGGAUAUACAGGGUGCAUCAGUUUACAAAAGUUGAGAUGUUUGUAUGCUCUGUGCAAGAAAAAUCCGUGGAACAAUUUCAGGAACUUCAAGAGAUUCAACAAAAUUUGUUUUCUUCAGUAAAUUUACAUUUUCAAAUAGUUGACAUGCCACCUCAUGAUUUAGGAGCACCUGCAUACAGAAAAGUUGAUAUGGAAGGUUGGAUGCCUGGAAGAAAACUAUAUGGAGAAUUAUCUAGUUGUAGUAAUUGUACAGAUUAUCAGUCACGACGACUUAACAUAAAAUAUAAAAUGCAAAAUGGAGACAUUUUAUAUGCGCAUACCCUAAAUGGAACUGCUUGUGCGAUACCUCGUAUGUUAAUAGCAAUUUGCGAAACACAUCAAACAAAACAUGCUCGUAUCAGGGUUCCUGAAGUUUUGGUACCCUAUAUGAAGGAAAAAGUACUGAUUAGGAAACAACCAGUUGCUGACAUGAGAAUGUAUAAAUAUAAGCAAAAACUUUAA